Trichobilharzia regenti is the source of this 906-nucleotide messenger RNA. Lineage: Eukaryota; Metazoa; Platyhelminthes; Trematoda; Strigeidida; Schistosomatidae. The record is from the annotation of a GenBank genome assembly.
AUGUAUCGCCUUCUAACCCGGUUACAUCAUUAUUGGAGUAAAUCUGAAAUUUUAAAAGCUGGUGUUUACAUUACGAUCGGUUCAACGAUAACAGCACAUUAUCUCAUUCAAGAAAAAAAGUUUACAAAUCAUUCUUUGUUUCCAAAGUCUGUAAAUGCAGCUGAAAUACUUUAUCCUCCUGUUGUGGACAUUCCAAACACUGUAAUAAAUAAUGAAGCAGUUCAUACACUGGGUGUACCAGUACCAAGUCAUUUACGUAUUUUUGAAGGUUAUAUCUGUGCAUAUGAUCGUCGUAAUCGAAUACCCUACUGGGUAGUUGAGCAUAUGAAUCCUGCUAAAUUGAAUCAAGAGGAGAUUAACAGGGCUGGAGUAGAUCGUUAUGAAUUCGAUUUUUAUGAAGAUUUGGGUGAGGCUAAAAUGUUUCGUUCUACAAAUGAUGAUUAUUCACACUCUGGAUAUGAUCGUGGUCAUUUAGCCGCUGCAGGAAAUCAUCGUCUUAGUCAUACAGCUAUGAGUCAAACCUUUAUAUUGAGUAAUAUUGCACCUCAGGUCGGUCGUGGUUUCAAUCGACAUGGUUGGAAUAGUUUAGAAAAGUAUAUACGUGCAAUAGCCAGGAAAUCACACAAUACAGUUGUAAUUACUGGACCAUUAUUUCUUCCACAAAAAAUAAACGGGAAAAAGAUUGUAACUUAUGAAGUAAUCGGUGAGAAUAAUGUUGCAGUACCUACACAUUUUUUCAAAGUAGCCGCUAUUCAAGAAAAACCAAAUGGUGAAUGGCGUAAAGUUGCUUGGGUGAUGCCUAACAUCACUUUACCAGAAAAAAUCCGUGUAGAUGGUUUCAGAGUCCCUGUGGAAAGUGUAGAAAGUGCUUCAGGUUGGAAAUUUUUUCCUAAAUUAAUGAACUAA